UCUCUCUGUCUCUAUCCCCACUGGACAACUUUUAAAAACCCUUUCAAAUCAUUUGCUUUCUAACCACUAAAACAAAAUAUGGAUCACACUUUCUCUGAGAAUACCUCAGUCUAUGAGAACUUCACAGAUGACUGGACAUCAGAUGGAGGGGAAACGGUGCAUUUCAUCAUUCGAUGCGUUAUCCCGUCGGUCUACAUACUUAUCAUAACGGUUGGUUUACUGGGCAACAUUACUCUUGUGAAAAUAUUCAUCACUACCAGCGCGAUGCGAAGUGUACCAAACAUUUUCAUCUCCAGCCUGGCCGUUGGAGAUAUUUUGCUUUUGGUCACUUGUGUACCAGUGGACGCGUUCAGGUAUUUCUAUGAGGAGUGGAUUUUUGGAACGGUGGCUUGUAAGAUGAUCCCGGUGAUCCAGCUCACUUCGGUCGGAGUCUCCGUGUUCACUCUCACGGCACUGAGCGCAGACAGACACAAGGCUAUUGUGAAUCCCAUGGACAUCCAGACCUCCAGCGCCGUGUUCUGGACCUGCUUGAAGGCCAUCACUAUAUGGGUUGUCUCAGUGCUGCUGGCUAUCCCUGAGGCGGUCUUCUCGCAGGUGGUUCACAUGCCAGACAAGAACAUGACGUUCACCGCCUGUGUGCCGUAUCCACUCUCCAACGAGAUACAUCCCAAGAUUCACUCCAUUAUGAUAUUCCUCGUCUACUUCCUGAUUCCUCUGAGCAUUAUCUCUGUUUAUUACUACCACAUCGCGAAGACGCUUAUCAAGAGUGCUCACGAUAUGCCAGGUGAGAUUAGUGAGCACUCCAAAAGACAGACGGAAACAAGGAAGCGUCUAGCCAAGAUCGUUCUGGUGUUUGUGGGCCUCUUUGCGCUGUGCUGGUUCCCCAACCAUGUUCUCUACAUGUACCGCUCAUUCAACUAUCGGCAGAUCGACUCUUCGCUGUCACACCUCAUCAUCACGCUUGUGGCGCGCGUGUUGAGUUUCUCCAGCUCCUGCGUGAACCCGUUUGCCCUGUACCUGCUGAGUGAGAGCUUCCGAAGGCACUUCAACAACCAGCUGCUGUGCAGACAGCACAAAUACCAAGAGCGCAACACCAGCUACCUCCAGAGCACCUCUGCUAUCCGCAUGACCUCCAUCAGGAAGAGUACACCUGCUGUCACCAACGGACAUGGCCAAAAAACAGGAGUCUGCAUUUAGCAUCUGUUCUCCAAACCGAACAAAAUCUGAGAAUAAGUGUUGCUGGUGACUCACAUUUAGGUUCGACUGAAGCGUUUGGUGACCCAGCUGGGUGAACGGGCGGUUAUUGAAAGCCGAGGAAUUACUGUUGUAAAUAUUGCAUGCAGGUUUUUUCCAAUGGUUGCUUGAGCCCAAGAAUUAAAUUUGCUUUAUUUUUGAAACAAAAUUCUUAUUGCAAACAGAAAUGAAUGGAUAUCUUGCUGAUAAAGACUAAUUCUAUUUCUCCUCAACCAAAAGACAAUUUCUGCCUGUAUAAAAUAUUAGCUCUGUACAAAAGAUUUCCAUUACUGUAUAAUGGCAGGUUUGCUUUUUCAGCUCAAUCUUAUCAAAUUAUGAAAAUUCAACUUUAAUCGAUGGAAAGUGCAUUUAAAACAGUAAAUGAAUGGUUGGGAAAGCAGUUUUGAUUUCAACAGGAGGACAAGUGUAUUAUAGAGAUGCCACUGAAAUCAUAUACAUUGCAUAUGAUCACUUUCUAUUUCUCAGACAAUGACAAUAUAUUCAAUUUAGGAGCAACGGGAGACAUGGCUCUUCCCGGUGAAUGUUAAUGUCUACGAUGAUAGAUCAGAAGGAUUGCACACUCAAGGGUAAACUGUGGUGAUUAGAUUAAUAUAUGCAUAAACAGAUUAGGAUUCAACAUGAAUAUAAAUUUCUCAGACACGUUCCCCCUUACCUUCCGAUAUAUAAGUCAUAGGAACAUCAAGAUCAUCGUGGCACCAAUAACACAUGCUAAGUAUCAUUCUUAGAUUCACCAGCAAAUAUUAUCAUAUCGAUCACUGCAUUGCAGUACAUCAUCUUUAAAAAUCUUUGAAAUCAGUUUCUGUUUGGAGCGCCUGAUGUCUAUAUCUAAUGGAAUAAUCAUUCAGCCGUUAGGUGAAAAUAUUACCUAUAAAUGUAGCAAUUGUCAAUAGCUGCCGGACUGCAGGCAGUGCACCUUUGAGCCACAUUUGGAGCUUUUCAUAAGGUUCCUGAACCUGUAAAAAACAUCAUACCUUAACAUGACACGAUUUAGAGUUUAAAGAGGUUUUUGAGAUCUUGUGGUCCUCAAGGUAUUACUUUGGAAAAUGUACACAAUUUUAAAAUCGAAUACAUGCACUUUUACUCAACACAGACACAUUUUCAUUUAGACCUUCAAAGGACAUAUUUCACUGGUCAUCAUUAUACAUUUUGGUCUCUUUUACUGAACAUGUCACAUUUCCUUGAAUUUUAAUUAACUUCUCUUCAAAACAAUGAAAUCCACUUUAAUGGAAAAUGUAAUUAGUGAUUACUAAUUAAAAUAAUUUGUCCUUGUAAAGACACAUCUCAGUUCCCACAACACAGAAUCUUUGACCUGAAGCAAUGUGUUUUAAUUACAUUGAAAAUUGACUUAGUUGACACUUGACUUGUGUCGAAUAAAAUCAGAUGAAGUUAUCAACCAUUUCAAAUGAUACAUUUCAGA
This is a messenger RNA of Carassius carassius (crucian carp), 2671 nucleotides long. Its product is annotated as neuromedin-B receptor-like. Gene Ontology annotation, molecular function: G protein-coupled peptide receptor activity. The transcript is spliced from 3 exons. Gene Ontology annotation, cellular component: membrane. The record is from RefSeq and is a predicted model, not a curated record. Gene Ontology annotation, biological process: G protein-coupled receptor signaling pathway. Lineage: Eukaryota; Metazoa; Chordata; Actinopteri; Cypriniformes; Cyprinidae. Bases 79 to 1197 code for a protein of 372 amino acids.